GGCACUGGAUGAACGCCUAUCGUAGCACCUCAAAUAUUGAGUUGUUUUCUGAAGAUUCAAGACGAUAAACUUCAUUUCAGAGAUAAACUUCGUUUGGAUUCUUUGUGUAAGUCUAGUCAAGGGCACAUGGAACAUUUGAAACAUCUGCAAGCAAACAAAUGGGAGAAAUUCAAAAACCUCAACCACCCUUCUCCCUUUGAAGGAGCGAUUUCAUGCUGGGAUAGCUUCAAUCUGUAGCUUCUUCUCAUGCAUUUCAUCAAACACUUGACAAACGCACCAAUUGCCUUACCUUUGUCCAUAUCCACGAGGAAUCCCACGAAUAGGAAGUAGGCUAUGAUGAUGCUGAUCUCGUCGCGUGCUUGGCUUUGUGAAGGUUGGAGGCUCCAUCCGUGGAGCGGUGAGCUGCAGCGGCCGAGGAAGAUCAGCGAUCAGCGCAGGAGGAAAGCGAGAACCCCGGCCGGCAUCUCGCCGCCGCCCUUCUUCUGGUCCUCUCCGGGGUUCUUCCAGCCGCGACUCGUGCGCCGGCGCGGUAGCAGAGGUCGGCGGCCACAGGGGUCGCGAUGCCGAGGUAAGAAUGGCACGCGGCGGCGGGAUGCAGGCACAGGCGCGCCACCGCGGGAGACGCCCUGGAGAUGUUCGAGGCGUGGGGCCCAGGCCACCGACGAAGAGGAGGAGAGACCGGAUACGGUGCGUCGCUGGUGGCUCCGGCGGUUGGACCACGGGCGGCGGCGGCGGCGGCGGCGGCGGUGGUCACGAGUCGAACUCGGAUUGCGUGGUUUCUACGCGGCGGGGCAUCGGGGUUCGAUCUAUAUCAGCCGGGUUGCGGGGAUAGAUCGCACUUUUCCUUCUCCUCGAUCGAUCACGCGACGUUCUUCUGGCGACCUAACAAUCCGGGGAGCUUCUCUCGCCGACGGCGAGCAAACAAUCCGGCGAGUUUCCUCUUUCUUCUCCGAUCAUCAUUUUUGAAUUUCAGCAUCGCAAUUGUUCAGUUUACUUGUUUCGCUUGUGCAAUCACUUGGUCUUUGUGUUCUUUGCUGUGUUCUUUGUUUUGCAGAGAUGGCUAGCCAUGUCGCUGCGACUCUGCCGCCGCUGUUGCCUACCCCGGCGCGCUGCCUCCUCCUGACGCCUCCUCCGGCGGUGUACACGGCUUGUGUGGAGCUGAACACCAAGAAGCAGCAGCCUGAACGUGCCUCGAUGAGCAGAAGCUGGAUCAAGGACAAGGCCGACCUUCCUGGGCGUGCUUCCCGGAGCUCCAGCUGGGCCACUGACAAGACGCUCCGUCGUGCCGGAACUUUGAACGGCGGCAUCGAGCGCCUCGGCCGCGGGGAUACGUCGAGGGAAAACUGGAAGAGGCCGGCCAGCCGCGCGCCAUCCGUAGACCGGUGCGAGAAGAAGCCGAGGCCUCCGACUGUGAUGGUGGCAGCCUCGGAGGCAUCACUCCUCGCCGGCCCGGCGCCGUCGGUCGGCCUGUCGGAGAAGAAGGCAAAGCCUACGACUGAGAUGGUGGCAAACUCGGUGGUUGCAUCCUUCGCUGGCCCUGCUCUGUCGAUCGACCGGUCGGAGAAGAAAGCAAAGCCUGCGACUGAGGCAGACUCGGAGGCGGGGACACUCUUCGUUGGCCCUGUGGCGUCGGUCGACUGGUCGGAGAAGAAGGUGACGCCUCCGACCGUGAUGGAGGCAUCGUCCUUCGGUGGCCUCGCUCCGUCGAUCAACCGGUCCGAGAAGAAGGCGACGUCUCUGACCAAGAUGGAGGAGUACUCGGAGGCAUCCUUCUUCGCUGGCCCGACAUUCAUGGUGUCGCCAGACCCGAGCGAGCUGCCCAUGCCGACCUUCAUCAUGUCGCCGGACCCGAGCGAGCUGCCCAUGCCAACCUUCCUCUAUAAGCACAAGGUGGCUAAAGUGUUAGCUAGACUAGUCGCUUCGAUGCUCAUUGAUCAGCAAGGAGAUUGAAGUUGUUUUUAGUGUAGCUAGGUGGAGUAGGCUGAUCAGCAAGAUUGAAGCUGUUUUCAGUAUGUAGCUAG
Messenger RNA from Triticum aestivum (bread wheat), 2021 nucleotides. RefSeq lists its product as uncharacterized. Bases 1057 to 1950 code for a protein of 297 amino acids. The transcript has a single exon. NCBI's taxonomy places the organism in Eukaryota, Viridiplantae, Streptophyta, Magnoliopsida, Poales, Poaceae. The record is from RefSeq and is a predicted model, not a curated record.